UGACACUUCGAAACGAUUGUAACCUCACUUUUGCAUGUGUUUUAGAAAGUCAAGGGGGUUUAAAAAUCAUGUCUAGUAAGAAGCCUCCGAAACAGACAAACACUAAACCGAAAGGUAAAGCCAAAGUAAAAAUUUUCAACAACAGAAAGAAAGCAACAACCCCGGAGUCGAUUUUUAUUGAAAAGCUACAACAAAAAUACGAAACUAUUGAUGUUUCUGGCAUUAACAGUUUCAAUGACUUACCUUUAUCCCCAAAGACUCAGAAAGGGCUUAAAGAAUGUGGUUAUACUAAACCUACAGACAUUCAAAGAGAAACAAUAAAAUUGGGGCUGACGGGCAAAGACAUACUUGGAGCCGCUCAGACGGGUUCGGGUAAAACUCUUGCGUUUCUUAUCCCAAUUCUGGAACGUUUGUAUUGCAAACAAUGGACAAAAUUGGAUGGUCUUGGUGCUUUGGUUAUCACGCCUACCAGAGAGUUGGCUUAUCAGAUUUUCGAGGAGUUGCGUCGAGUUGGGGAACAUCAUGAUUUUUCCGCUGGUUUAAUUAUCGGUGGGAAAGAUUUGAAGUUUGAGAGGAAUAGAAUGGAUCAAUGUAAUAUUGUGAUUGGUACACCUGGCCGCCUUUUGCAACACAUGGAUGAAAACCCAUUAUUUGAUUGCGUAAACAUGGAAAUACUGGUCUUGGAUGAGGCUGAUAGGUGUUUAGAUAUGGGUUUUGAACAAACCAUGAAUGCAAUUGUGGCGAAUUUACCAUCAAAGCGUCAAACUUUGUUAUUCUCAGCAACACAAACUAAAUCAGUGAGGGAUUUGGCACGUUUAAGUUUGAAAAAUCCUGCCUAUGUUUCUGUGCAUGAACAUAGCGAAUAUAGUACACCGGAGGGUCUGCAACAAAGUUAUGUUGUUUGUGACCUAAAAGAUAAAGUUUCAAUUUUGUGGAGUUUUAUCAAAAAUCAUUUAAAACAGAAGAGUAUAAUAUUCCUUGCGAGCUGUAAAGAAGUCAAAUACAUUUAUGAAAUAUUUUGCAGAUUAAGGCCUGGUGUUAGUUUAAUGGCUUUGUAUGGCACUCUUCACCAGUUGAGAAGAAUGGAUAUUUAUGAAACUUUCUGUAAGAAAACCUCAGCAGUACUUUUUGCGACUGACAUUGCGUCGAGAGGCUUAGAUUUUCCAGAAGUUCAUUGGGUGGUUCAAGCUGAUUGUCCCGAAGAUGCAGCAACUUACAUUCAUCGUGUUGGAAGGACUGCGAGGUUUUUCAGGGGAGGAGAAAGUCUGCUUCUUCUUUUACCAAGUGAAUUAAAAGUGUUGGAUAAUUUGAAAGAGAAGAAAAUUCCGAUUGAAAAAAUAGAAAUAAACCCCUUGAAACUCAACAACCCCGUGCGUAAAAUGGAAGCCUUUCUGGCCAGAGACCCCGCAUUGAAGGAUACAGCACAAAGGGCUUUUGUUUCUUAUGCCAAAUCAGUGUUUCUUAUGAAGGACAAGAAAGUGUUUAAUGUCCAGGCGUUGGAUACAGAUUCGUUUGCACAUUCUCUUGGUUUAGCGAUUCCUCCAAGAAUACGAUUUUUGCAAAGACUGAAUGCUAGGUCAGGAAAAAAACAGCAAAGUAAAAAUAAAAUUUAUUUUGAUGAUGAAGAUAAUGAUGAAGUUAAAGAAAAGGUCGUGUCAACGGACAGUGGUGUAAGCGACGAUGAAAAACCUUCAGCUCCAUUUCACGUGUCUGAGGAUAGUGACAGUGAUGACGGAGUUUUAAAAGUGAAAAGAAAAGAUCAUGACAUAGAUUUACCAACUGAUUUAGAAUUAGAAGAAAACGGUAGAAACAAAAAGAAGAAACCUGUGACAAGAGCAGCAGUCGUUAAGAAAUUAAUAAAGAAGAAAAUUAUUCCAAAUAAGAAAAUUAUCUUUGACGAUAGUGGUGAAGCAGUGAGUGUAGGCUUGAAAGACAAGAAAUCGCAGUUGGCACAAGAGUACGAAAAUGAAGAUAAAGGUGGUAUUGAUAUUGAGACAGCGAAACUGGUACUUAAGGAAGAAGAUAAGUUUGAUAAACAGCUGUUUAAAGAUAAAGUGAAGGCGAAACAUAAAGAGGAAAAACGGAAACUUAAGGAACAAAAGAAGGAGGAAGAAGCGGAAAAGGAUGAAUUUGGAGAAUCAGAAUCUGAGAAUGAACCUGAUUUGUCAUGGCUGCCCGAUCCUGACAAAGUCUAUGGAAAAAAUGAAGAACUGGAUGAAGACAAUAGCAUUGCAAAAAAGGAACCAAUUAAAGAAAAGCCAAAAAAGAGAAAGCUGGAACCAGGAACUACAAAGAAGGAAUUACCGGUCAAAAAGAAGAAAAAAGGGAAAAUUAGCGAAAUUAGUUCAAGUCUUAAUGUUAAUGAAGUGGAAGAAUUGGCAUUAAUGUUACUCAAAAGUAAAUAAAACUUUAUAUUUUUCAAAUA
Messenger RNA from Tribolium madens (black flour beetle), 2425 nucleotides. Its product is annotated as probable ATP-dependent RNA helicase DDX10. The coding region runs from base 69 to 2405 and encodes 778 amino acids. The transcript is spliced from 5 exons. Gene Ontology annotation, cellular component: nucleus. The record is from RefSeq and is a predicted model, not a curated record. NCBI's taxonomy places the organism in Eukaryota, Metazoa, Arthropoda, Insecta, Coleoptera, Tenebrionidae. Gene Ontology annotation, biological process: rRNA processing. Gene Ontology annotation, molecular function: nucleic acid binding; ATP binding; RNA helicase activity.